This is a messenger RNA of Adineta ricciae, 492 nucleotides long. The record is from the annotation of a GenBank genome assembly. Lineage: Eukaryota; Metazoa; Rotifera; Eurotatoria; Adinetida; Adinetidae.
AUGUGUUCAGCAUUCGGAAAAGUCUUUCAGAAAAGGAUACGACAGGAGCAAAAGUUCAUAGAGUUUGUUUAUUAUUUAGAUAACGAUCGAAUUGUCAUUUGUGGGCGCUAUUUGGCCAGUCAUCAAAAGGAUACGGAUUUGGUUACCCAUGAAUUGAUGCACAUCGUUCAACAGUAUCCCGGUAAUCAGCCUGGCUGGCUUGUUGAGGGUAUUGCUGAUUACGUACGAUGGAAAUAUGGGGUAGAUAAUGCUGGUGGAAAUUGGCAGUUACCUUCCUUUCAGUCCCGCCAGCGUUACACAGACUCCUAUAGAGUGACCGCUCGAUUCCUUGUUUGGUUGGAACAGCGAGUUAACAAGGAUAUCGUCAAUCAGCUAGAUCGGGCUCUACGACAAAAUAAGUAUAACAACGGCCAAAUAUGGAAUCAAAUAACGAAGAAAAGCGUCAAUCAACUAUGGGAUUCCUAUUCAAAAAGUCCUAAUCUCCAAAACUGA